Molecule: messenger RNA, 2453 nt
Organism: Oryzias melastigma (Indian medaka)
Lineage: Eukaryota; Metazoa; Chordata; Actinopteri; Beloniformes; Adrianichthyidae
Gene: nox1
Product: NADPH oxidase 1
Exons: 13
Coding region: 194-1891 (565 amino acids)
Biological process (GO): defense response; superoxide anion generation
Cellular component (GO): NADPH oxidase complex; plasma membrane
Molecular function (GO): superoxide-generating NAD(P)H oxidase activity
Source: RefSeq, a predicted model, not a curated record
AGUGAAGUUUUGUCCGUCCUCAUUCCAGUGCCGGGGAAUGCAAUCAUUCACCUGAAAUUUCCUGAGCUGCGCAAUCAGACGCUGCAGCUUUUGUUUCCUCUUCAUCACGGCUCAGUGGGAGGAGCGGGGCGCUAUAAAGCCACAGGUGCAGGUGGACCGAAGGUGCAGAGAAGACGUGCACACACUUCCAGACAUGGCAAACUGGAUCAUCAACAACGGGUUUCCAGCUGUGAUGGUGGUGGUCUGGAUGACCCUCAACACAUUCCUCUUUGUGUGGUAUUAUCUCUACUAUGACCAAGAUGAGUCGUUUUACUACACACGCCACUUGUUAGGGUCAGCUUUGGCCUGGGCCAGAGCUCCUGCAGCCGUCCUCAACUUUAACUGCAUGCUGAUCCUCCUCCCAGUGUGCAGGAACCUGCUGUCUCUGAUCCGAGGCUCCUUUGUGUGCUGCAGUCGAACAAUGAGGAAACAACUGGACCAAAAUUUGACUUUCCACAAGCUGGUGGCGUACAUGAUCGCUCUCAUGACAGCGGUCCACACCGUCGCCCACUUGCUGAACCUGGAGUGGCUCAACAACAGUAAGCUUGGCCUUUACGAUGAGCUGAGCACCGCUCUGUCCAGACUAGAAGAUGAAAGAAACGAGACCUUCCUGAACCCGCUCCAACACAUUGAUGCGGAUCCACAGCAGAGACCCACUCACUUUGCCUUCACCUCCAUCGCCGGCCUCACGGGGGUCCUCAUCACUCUGUCUCUCAUCUUGAUCAUCACCUCCUCUAUGGAGGUGAUCAGGCGGAGCUACUUCGAGGUGUUCUGGUACACCCACCACCUCUUCAUCGUCUUCUUCAUCGGCCUCGUCUUUCAUGGAUACGGGCGCAUUGUGAGGAGUCUUCAGGACGAGCCUCUGCACAACACCACUUUAUGUAAAGAUCGCCCUGAUGACUGGGGAAAGGUUCCUGAGUGUCCCAUCCCCCAGUUUGCAGGAAAAGAACCCGGGACCUGGAAGUGGGUGAUUGGUCCAAUGAUAAUCUAUGUCUGCGAGCGUGUGCUGCGUUUCAUUCGCUACAUGCAGGCAGUGCAAUACAGAAAGAUUGUGAUGCAUCCGUCCAAAGUUCUGGAGCUGCAGCUGAGGAAGAAGGGCUUUAAAAUGGAAGUGGGUCAGUACGUCUUCCUCAACUGCCCCAGCAUCUCCCAGCUGGAGUGGCAUCCGUUCACCAUGACCUCUGCCCCCGAGGAGGACUUCUUCAGCGUCCACAUUCGCUCGGCCGGGGACUGGACGGACAAGCUCAUAGAUGUCAUGCAGAAGCUUCCAGAAGGAGAGCAGGGGCCCAAGAUGGGCGUGGACGGACCUUUUGGGACCGCCAGCGAGGAUGUGUUUGACUACGAGGUUAGCAUGCUGGUCGGCGCUGGCAUCGGGGUCACACCCUUCGCCUCCAUCAUGAAAUCCAUCUGGUACAAAUUCAAAGAGUCCGAUCCCAAGCUCCGCACCAGAAAGAUUUAUUUCUACUGGCUGUGCCGGGAAACCCACGCCUUCGAGUGGUUUGCUGACCUUCUGCAGGUGUUGGAGAAGGAGAUGGAGGAGCGAGGCUUGGGGGAUUUCCUCACCUACAAGCUCUUUCUGACCGGCUGGGAUCAAGGCCAUACGAAUCAAGUCAUAGUUCACUUUGACGAGGACACAGACGUGGUCACAGGACUCAAACAGAAAACCCACUACGGUCGACCUAACUGGGACAAAGAAUUCGAUCAAGUCCGCAAAGAAAACCCUGCGUCUGUGGUGGGAACGUUCCUCUGCGGCCCUGCAGCUCUGGCAAAGGUCCUGGAGAAGAAAUGUGCCAAAUAUUCAGAUGUGGAUCCUCGCAAGACAAAAUUUUAUUUUAAUAAAGAAAACUUUUAAGAGCAAAUAUAUCUCCCCCAAACAUUUAGAAAAUAUCAGGCUGACUCUGACAAGGACUGACGGUGGUAAAAAGGUGUGACAGGUUCUUUUUCCCGUCAUUUGAUAAAGAUGAGGAAAUGCUGCCUGAUCUGUGCUCCUGAGUGACUCACUGUGGCUUAUGGUAAGCCAUUAUUGUAAAUAUUAUAUUAGCUUUCAGCUGCUCUGUCAUUAAUGUUUUAUUAUUGUAAAAAAAAAAUACAAUAUAGCAUUUUUAAACCAUGUUUCUUCACACUGUAUGAAGCUGAAUGCACUUUUAUGGGGAAUAUUUGGGGCAAAAUUAUUUCUUCUUGUGGGAGAACUUUAUCAUUUUUGUUUUAUUUUUGAAUAAAAUGUUACAAAAAAAUAGGAAAAAGGCUCCGUCAUGCUUAGGUUAUCAAUUUCAUCUGAGAUUUCUGACGACAUUUUCUAUUGUGCUGAGAAAUUUCCGGUUUAAACAUGUUAAACAUGUUUAACUAAUUGUGUCACAGGAAACUCAUUUGUAAAAUGAAACAUAUACUGGUUAAUAAAGUUUGUUUAGAAUGAA